UUGUCCUUCUCUGCGACUAUACAAGAGACGAGAGGAGAGAGAGAGAGAGAGAGAGAGAGAGAGAGAGAUUUGUAUUUGAUCUCUAAUUAAUGGUUGAUGGAUUGAGCUUCUCAUCGGGAAGAAUGGGGAAACUGUACGUAAACGCAGUGCCCCCUCCCGAUCUGAACAAGAACACGGAGUGGUUUAUGUAUCCAGGGGUCUGGACCACAUAUAUCUUGAUCCUCUUCUUCUCAUGGCUUAUGGUGCUUUCUGUCUCCGGAUGCACCCCUGGCAUGGCUUGGACCAUCGUCAAUCUCUGUCAUUUCGUCGUCACUUAUCACUUCUUCCACUGGAAGAAGGGAACUCCAUUUUCUGAAGAUCAAGGUAUAUAUAAUGGACUUACUUGGUGGGAGCAGAUGGACAAUGGCAAGCAGCUCACUCGCAAUAGGAAGUUUUUGACUGUUGUACCUAUGGUACUGUACUUGAUUGCCUCGCACACAACUGACUACCAACAUCCGAUGCUCUUCCUGAACACUCUUGCGGUGUUUGUACUGGUGGUUGCCAAAUUCCCAAACAUGCACAAGGUCCGCAUCUUUGGAAUCAAUGGAGACCACUGAGUUGACCCAUAGAUGACAAGGCACUGUGGUUGUACUUCUGUAAAAGCCUUCAAUCGUUGAUGGUUUAUAUUCCUGUACAGGAGUCAGGAUUGGAAGGGGUACUUUACUUUUCUUUUAUCCUUUUACUUGACAAGUGAGCGUUGUUUGGCAUGGACUGCUUUUACAAAGUUAUAUUUGUCUGUUAGAUAUGAGAAUAAUAAGUGUAUUUGAUAUCCACUGUACAGUUGAAAAAUUCUCCUGGAGAAUUUUUAGUGCUGUUAUUCUCAUCUU
Molecule: messenger RNA, 866 nt
Organism: Telopea speciosissima
Lineage: Eukaryota; Viridiplantae; Streptophyta; Magnoliopsida; Proteales; Proteaceae
Product: ORM1-like protein 3
Exons: 3
Coding region: 90-596 (168 amino acids)
Biological process (GO): negative regulation of ceramide biosynthetic process; intracellular sphingolipid homeostasis; ceramide metabolic process
Cellular component (GO): endoplasmic reticulum membrane
Source: RefSeq, a predicted model, not a curated record